AUGUUCACCUCGUAUGCAGAUAACUUGCCGUACCUGGACAUCGGCGAGCAAUUAGAGUCACUGCUCUUCAGCACUGAGCAGCCUCUCCGGUCGGACCAGGUAAUCCCAUGUGUUCCGGGUGGCUUUUCAAAAUUCAACGGCAACGAAACGGCGCCGGUCAAUCAAUUGCCUGUGGGCCUGUCAAGCAACUCUCUCGGACUUGACUUUGGCAUCAAGACGGAUACCACAGUCCCAACCGUAUACCCUCACCAUCUGUCUCUAUAUCCAACUCCUUACAAUGGCUUCCCUUCAUCGCCUUCAUUCAUUGGACCUCUCGCAUUCGAACUCUCCCCCAGCGGAGUAUCUCAAUUUAUGGAUGCAGAGCACUCCACGUACAGUCUACGUACCCAGCUCAAUCAGACUUUGAUCUCCUCUCCGGUCUCGUUGCACCCUCCACACACCAAUGAUCAGAACGUGGGUGGUGUAGUCGGAGGUAUACCCACCUCUGCCUCUUUAUUCGUAGCACGGACACCCACUCACAACGAUCGUUUCUCUCCCUAUUCCUCCCCGUCGCUCUCGGUCUCGUCGUCAUCUUCAUCGCUGUCCUCCUCUCCCAAUUCUCCGUUCACGCCUUCCCGCUCGCGUGCUCAUACCUCUUACCGCCGUGCCCGAGGGAACGCGCGGCCGCGGAAUAUCCAGCUACCUGUUACAGACAGUGACAUCUCUACGGCCGUCCAGGACGGUAAGACCGCUUGCACGGUGCUCGGCUGCAGUUUUGUGGCUUCACGCGGGGCUCGGACUGAUCUGGCGAGACACAUGGAAACCCAUCGGACGACCACGAAUCAGGACAAGUGGAAGUGUUGGGGUGUGCUUGCGGACAGUCAAGCGGUGGCAGAAGGGCGGGCAUACGAACACAAAGGACGACUGUUGACUGGGGGAUGCGCAAGGGGAUUCAGCAGGAAGGAUGCGCUGAGUCGGCAUAUCAGAAGCGAGAAGAACGACUGUAUUGGAGACUUGCGGUUGGCUAAGGAGCUGAGCAGGAGUUAG
This is a messenger RNA of Fibroporia radiculosa, 1026 nucleotides long. RefSeq lists its product as uncharacterized. The transcript is spliced from 2 exons. NCBI's taxonomy places the organism in Eukaryota, Fungi, Basidiomycota, Agaricomycetes, Polyporales, Fibroporiaceae. The coding region runs from base 1 to 1026 and encodes 341 amino acids. The record is from RefSeq and is a predicted model, not a curated record.